Messenger RNA from Necator americanus (New World hookworm), 1713 nucleotides. RefSeq lists its product as uncharacterized. NCBI's taxonomy places the organism in Eukaryota, Metazoa, Nematoda, Chromadorea, Rhabditida, Ancylostomatidae. Bases 1 to 1713 code for a protein of 570 amino acids. The record is from RefSeq and is a predicted model, not a curated record. The transcript is spliced from 16 exons.
AUGGUGGUCACUCGAUUCCUACCGCAGCACCAUGACUUCUCGGGGUAUGUCUUAAUUUGUACUCGCAACGCUCGUGAAGUGGUGAACUGGACAAUGACUCAAGCUCAAGAAACAAGCAACGACUACAAAGUUUUUGGACCACUGAGGCGUGCAAUGCAAUGUAAAUUACCUGUACCGAAACCAUCAAAACAGUGCGAGCGUGGAAAUUCUGUCAUAUAUGGAAGGGCUUCAUUUCAGAUCAAAUUUGUCGCUUCUUUUCUAGCGUCGCUGGCAUUUGCAUGCGUAGCAAAAGCUGGUACGCCUCCAGUAAGUGAAUUGCAUACCUUCGAUAGUGAUACAUCUUCAUGCUUUUUUAAAGGAUUACUCUCCGCGUACCAACAAAUUUAUAAUAUAAACGACAAAAUAUGUUUAUCGUUCUAUGGAAGGUUAGAAGUUGAUCAUGAUAUGUCGACGGUUGAGCUGGAGCAGAUCAGCGUUGUCGAAGGAUGCAUCAUUGUAUCCGGAACUUAUGUUCAAACAGCAGAAAUUCAACAAAUUAAAGAGUUACAUCCAAACUUAGAGUUUUGCGAAUAUACGCACGCUUUAUUAAUUUAUAACAACUCCGAUCUAAAGAACAUAGAAUUUAGUUCGGAUCUCCAAGCUAAGCCUGGAGAUGUAUUCAUUCGAGUAAAUCCAUCUCUAACAGCUGAAGAAGUGAAAGGAGCAUCUUUUGAUGUUGAUAUCGGCAACGAAGGAGAUUGCACUAUCAACAAAGCGGAGAAAAAUAGUAGCUGUCGUCGGAUAAUCGACGACGUGAAAUUUGAGCAGCUAUCCGCUGAUGUUUGGAAGAGGAUUAAGGAAAUAGAAGGGACUCUUCGAAUUGAGAACACUGACGCUGAGAAUUUGGAUCCUUUAACUGAUUUGAAAAUUUCUGGAUGGAAGAUGCCAGCCUUCGUUAUUGCACAAAAUGAGAAACUAAUUGACAUAAGCGCAUUAUUGACGAUACAAAUUGCUCCAAAUGAAAGCUUUUUUCAAAUUACCGAUAACCCUAAUAUUUGUCAUAACGUUGCGGAGAAGAAAAAACUAGAGGAAUGGUUGUCGAACAAAGGAGCAUCGGUUGAGUUCAAAGAUGACUGUUUGAAAUCAUGCCCUGGAGGAACUAUUUCGAAUGAAUACCUUGAAAAUCUUGACAAACGUUGCAAUACUAUUGAAGGAGAGCUGGUUUUUGAUGGACUUAAAGAAUUACCUGAUAAUAUGGAAAAACUAGAGCAAGUUGAAAAACUUGAUGGACGACUAAUAGUGAGAAAUAACACAGCACUGCAAAAUUUGUCAUGUUUGCAGAAUCUUAGAGUAAUCAAUAAUACCGAUCCAAACGAAUUCGCUCUCGUAAUCGAGAACAACGAAAAUUUCAAAUUUACCGGUUUAAAGUCGUUGAAAAAAAUCAUUGGAAAAAAAACUGACGAUUUCCAUGUACUUCAUAUGAAGAAGAACGUGAAACAGGCCCUAAAAAAUGUACAAGACAGACUUAAAGAGUUAAAACGACGACAAGACUUAUACAAAUCCAGAGGUGAUGAGAUUUAUGAAGGUCUUCAAUGGUUAGCACUGAUUAUCCUAGCUUCAUUCUGGAUCUUAGCAAUAAUUGGAAUUAUUAGUGGUAUAUUGAUUGCUAAAAAAUUGAAAAAGAAGGAAGCUGGACCGGAACAUGGAGAGAAAGGAAAACAAGAAAAGAAGUAA